CCUUCAAGAAGUUGUGUAACUAGUAAAACCGCCGUGGGUAGAGCAUGGGAAAGUAUGAAACGGCGUGUACGACCGAGUUUCCGGGAACACUUGGAGUUCAUUUUCAGUUCGUGUUCCCUGAACGACGAGCUGCUUGACGCCGCUCCAGAAAGAAAGUUGAUGUACGCGUUUCCUUUUUGUCAGCUGACCUGAAUGACCUCAGUGUGGCAACCUAAUUAUGAACGCCUCUUCUCAGUCUGAUGCGGUCCAGUUGUGCACCCCUGCGAACUACAACGGCAGCACUGAAGCAGCUCUCCUGUUGGAUGAGCUUCGAUUGUGCAGGUGCCAAAUGAAGUGGCCUGCGACUGAUGUCAUCCCGCUUUAUGCACGAUGCGCCUUUAGUAUUGCCGUCACGCUUCCAGGCCUGUUUUGCUGUUAAGUGAGAAACGUCAGGAAUGAGUGGCGCAAUGUCACUAUUCCCGCGUGACCCCGCUUGAGUGGACGCGCAAUACAGCGGGCCGGCCCGCUGAGCGGUUUCCUGCGAGGCUCUGAGUGGAGCAUGAAUGCGCGUUAAUGGUGGCAAAGCAGCGGCUCCCCUCUGCGACAAUUGAGGCACAUACAUCCGCGGAUAGCAAUCCCAAUGAAGAACAAGCGAUGCGACGCCACCAUUUAAAGGGAUGAUCUGCUGUUAGUGGACAACGAGGCUCACCUGAAGUUCGUACUCCCCGCCCGAACAACGUCAUUGUUGUGUUCCUGAAGCGCUGUCGGCAAGUGUCAGAAUGAGAUGUCGUCUCACAGCGGCUCCUUUGUGCAAAUCAAGAUCGAUGACAUCCACUUCUUCGAGAACUGUGGCGGCGGCAGCUUCGGAAGUGUCUACCGGGCCAGAUGGAUCUCCCAGGACAAAGAGGUGGCGGUGAAAAAGCUGCUCAAGAUUGAGAAUGAGGCUGAAAUCCUUAGCGUCCUCAGCCACCGUAACAUCAUCCAGUUUUAUGGCGCCGUCGUUGAGGCUCCUCACUAUGGAAUCAUCACUGAAUAUGCCAGUGGCGGCUCGCUGUAUGACUACCUUUCCUGUGACGAGAGUGAAGAAAUGGACAUGGGCCACAUUAUGACAUGGGCUACAGAAAUCGCCAGAGGAAUUCACUAUUUACACUCGGAGGCCCCAGUAAAGGUGAUCCACAGAGACCUGAAAUCAAGAAAUGUUGUUAUAACAUCAGAAAAAGUUCUCAAGAUUUGUGAUUUUGGGGCCUCCAAGUUUCUGACCCACACAACACAUAUGUCUUUGGUGGGCACCUUUCCAUGGAUGGCGCCAGAGGUCAUCCAGAGUCUGCCAGUGUCUGAGACCUGUGACACCUUCUCCUAUGCUGUGGUGCUUUGGGAAAUGCUGACGCGCGAGAUACCCUUCAAAGGCCUUGAAGGCUUACAGGUGGCUUGGCUUGUAGUGGAAAAAGAGGAGAGGUUAACUGUCCCCAGUGGCUGUCCUGCCAGCUUCGCAGAGCUGAUGAGGGACUGCUGGAUGACAGACCCAAAAACGAGGCCAACAUUCAAGCAGAUCCUCUCGACUUUGGAGGCCAUGGCGAACGACAGCCAACUCCCACAACAGUGCAACUCUUUCCUGCACAACAAGUCUGAAUGGAGGUAUGAGAUCGAAGCCACACUCGACAGGCUGAAGAAGCUCGAGAGAGACCUGAGUAGCAAAGAGCAGGAACUGAAGGAGAGAGAGCGACGUCUGAAGAUGUGGGAGCGCAAACUCAUCGAACAGUCUAACAGCCCGCUGCUGCCCACCCUCGACAUCUACACGUGGACCGAGGAGCAUGUGUAUUUCUGGAUGCAGCAAAUAUUUGGCGAAGAGGGGGGUGCGUAUGGCAUGCACCUGUAUGCUGAUCUGUUUCGAGACAAUCACAUUACUGGAAAAAGACUCCUAUUGCUGUCAGAGGACGACAUGCGGGACAUGGGCAUCAAGUCCAAAGGCCACGUCAUGCACCUGAAGUGUGAAAUUGAAAAGCUGACCAAUGAUUACCUUGGGCUGGUCCACUUUCCACCACUGCUUAAGGAGGAACUUGAAAAUGAGGUGGAGAGUAGUAAAAGUGUUCAUCUAGAGCUUGUAUUUGGGUACCACUGGAAGCCUGGCACUGGAAAAUCUGGUUGCAAUCAGGUGUUAUUGCUGAGUGCCCGAGGCUGCCUGCACUUUCUCACAAUGAGCUAUUUCCCCGUUAAGGACUGCAAGUGGAAAAUGUUCCUGGAACUCGACGGCGACGACGUGGCUUUAACGUACAUUAAGGAUGUCACCUUCAGCCCCAAUCGGCAGGAUGUGGAGCCCAUGCGGAUGACUAAGCUGCCGUUUGUGAUGGACAAAUGGAUUGUGGGAAUACAACCUAACCAGAAAGUGGACUACGUAGUCAGCUAUAAGAGUAAUGUAAGGUUACCAAAGUCAACAAGACACAGCUGUCCCAUGACGUGGUGUCAGACUGGUGGGCAGGAUGAGAUCAAAACAGUGGAGCUUGUCAUCGAAUCAACGCCAGCUCACUUUGACUUGAGCUCCAGGAGCAGGUCGAACUCUGAUAUCGAUCAAGCUUGGAUGCGCAGUGUGAGGCUGCGGCAGAUCGUCAGGCAGAAAACGCAGAAACCCACCGCCGCCAUCACCACCUUCACCAGCUCAGGAGCCUGCACUCUUACUCAUUUCCUAUCAGUGCACGAAAGCCAAGCGUCAUCUUACGCAGCGGCGGCACGGCGCUCGCCCGUUCGCGCUCAUGUCAAUCCCUGGAAUGACUCUCGCAGCUCCUCGCCGACCACCGGCCUGUCGACCAAACUGUCGACGCUGUAUUUGGGGUCAAAGGGCAGCAGCCCGUGCAGCACGACGUCAGAGAGCACGUCUGAGCGAGAGCGCCCUCUCAGCGCCGGUAUCGUGCACGAGUACAGAAGACAGGGCUUUUUCAGCAGCACGGCUGCCCAAGGGAGGGGCAAUGCGAGAGGGGGCCAAAGCGCCAAUAAAACUAACAAAAGCCCUCAACAGUCAGGGAUGCCGCGGUCCAACAGUUACAGUGCCACACCGCAGUACCGCCAACGCGUGAUAGCUGGCAUCGUGUCAACGCCAGAAAAUCCCAAUGAGGAAGGGGAGGAGACCAAAACCAGCAGCGACGGUGGCUGGAUCAAAGUCGAGCGCCACAAAAGAUUACCGCGACAGGACAAUAAACCGGUCAGACUUCGGUCGAGAAGAGGAGGGCGAGGAGGGCGGGGCGCUGGGGGAAGGACUUAAGGCAGCGGACACUGUACAUGAAUGCGUUUACCAUCUAAAUACUAUUUUCUUACAUGCUCCAAAAGGGAGUUUCACAGAUGCAUUUGAUUGAUUUCUUUUUACAAUUGUCUGCCGUAUAGGUAAUUCAAAUAAUAUAUUUAUUAAAGUUACAACAUGACUAUAAUCGGUUGCUGGUCUCUUUUUUUAGUCACUGUUUUACUAAUUAAAAUAAUCUCUGCGUGUAAGCACCUAACAAAUCUUCAAAACAUGAU
Molecule: messenger RNA, 3483 nt
Organism: Syngnathoides biaculeatus (alligator pipefish)
Lineage: Eukaryota; Metazoa; Chordata; Actinopteri; Syngnathiformes; Syngnathidae
Gene: map3k20a
Product: mitogen-activated protein kinase kinase kinase 20a
Exons: 22
Coding region: 764-3232 (822 amino acids)
Biological process (GO): protein phosphorylation
Cellular component (GO): cytoplasm
Molecular function (GO): protein binding; ATP binding; protein kinase activity
Source: RefSeq, a predicted model, not a curated record